ACAGGAUUGCAGAGCAGGAAUAAAGAGCAGAGCUUCUCACUUUAAGGGAUUACACCAAGUCCAUGCAGAAGACCCUCCUCCCCCAUUACUCACACACAGCCCUGCCUGCAGGAGCAGGAAACUUAGCACAACAACGGUCCAUAGAAGAUCUGCAGGACCCAAACCAUCUUCAAGUUUAUUUGGGGGGUGAUUGAUGUAGCUGUGAUUUUGUGAUUAAUAAAUUAGUUUCGUUUCUGCUCCCUUCUGCCUGACUGACAGCGAAACCUUCAUCCUCAUCAUUAACUUUCGCUCCUUUCUGGAGAGAGUCGCCAACAAUUCUGCAGAUGGAAAGAUCCUGUCCCUUCUACAUCCCAGCUAUGGAGAGGGCCUAGGUGCCUAAUUGCUUCUUUCAUGUGUACAAUCCGCAUAGUGAUUAAACCUCUCCACAGAUAGUACAGUCCUGCCUGUGAGUGCCUGAGAUCUCCUGCAGCCCCAAAUACCACCUGAGGAUAUGCCGACAUGUCCUCUAAGUUAGAAAUCUGAUCCCUGGGCACAGCACAUGCCAUUCCUCAAACAGGACAGCCUGGUACUCUGACUUGUUUUUGAUUUUUGUCACCUGUGGUCUCAUCCCCUGGACAAGGACAAGCCCAGGGAAGCAGCCUCUCCGCUGGGUGGACACUCAAUGCAUGGCUUAGGACUCCAGUUUAUGGAAGUGGGACCUAGCUAUCGCAGCAUCUGCAAAGAUUCCCACGCGUGCUCCUUCCACGCACCAGAGAUGCUGUUCCACAGCCUGUCCGGGGGGGAGAUGCAUGGGGUCAUCGACGAGAUGGACAGAAGAACCAAAACUGAAGCUUCAGCCAUCAGCUCUGCCAUAGACAGAGGGGAGACUGAGACGACGAUGCCCUCCAUCAGCAGUGACAGGGCCGCUCUGUGUGCCGGCUGUGGAGGUAAAAUCUCGGACCGGUAUUACCUCCUGGCAGUGGACAAGCAGUGGCACAUGCGGUGCCUGAAGUGCUGUGAAUGUAAAUUAAACCUGGAGUCUGAACUUACCUGUUUCAGUAAAGACGGCAGCAUCUAUUGCAAAGAGGACUAUUACAGGAGGUUUUCAGUCCAGAGAUGUGCCAGAUGCCAUUUGGGGAUCUCUGCUUCUGAGAUGGUAAUGAGGGCCAGAGACUUAGUAUAUCACCUCAACUGCUUCACCUGUAACACAUGCAACAAAAUGUUGACCACUGGGGACCAUUUUGGGAUGAAGGACAACUUGGUCUACUGCAGGCUCCACUUUGAGACUUUGAUACAGGGAGAAUACCAAGUCCAUUUCAAUCACUCGGAUGUGACAUCAGGGAAGGGCUCAGGACUGGGGUCGGGGGCUGCUUCCUUAGGGCUGCCUUAUUACAACGGUGUGGGGACUGUGCAGAAAGGAAGGCCUAGGAAGAGGAAGAGCCCGGGUCCUGGGGCAGAUCUGGCAGCCUACAAUGCAGCACUAAGCUGCAAUGAAAAUGAUGGUGACCACCUGGACAGAGACCAACAGUACACCCCCAACCAGAAAACCAAACGUAUGAGGACCUCUUUCAAACACCACCAGCUGCGGACAAUGAAAUCCUACUUUGCUAUUAACCACAACCCAGACGCCAAGGACUUAAAGCAACUAGCUCAGAAGACAGGUUUAACCAAAAGAGUUUUACAGGUAUGGUUUCAGAAUGCACGGGCCAAAUUCAGACGGAACCUUCUGCGACAAGAGAACAAUGGGGUGGAUAAAACAUCAGAUUCCACACUUCAGGCUGGAACACCAUCAGGACCGGCUUCUGAAAUCUCCAAUGCCUCUAUGAGUCCUUCCACUACCCCAACAACAUUAACAGACUUGACUAAUCCUACCAUGCCAACUGUGACCUCGGUACUGACUUCAGUGCCUGGCAGCUUGGACGUACAUGAGUCUCGGAGUCCUCCACAAACAACACUCACAAAUCUCUUCUGAUGACCCUUCGAAAAAGUUUCUUUAAAGAAAAGAAAUUAUUUUUAGUCGAUUUCCAAGUGUAUUUUAAUAGACUUUGUUCAAUGAAUAAAUUACAUUUUUGGGGGAAUGGUCUUGAAGAAGAGUUCAUUGUCCCGGUGUUUCAAUAAACUGAAGGAUAGCUUGGAAGAUGUAUCUGCAACACAACAUUUGUGUAACUGUACAGUUUUGUGGACUAAACAAGGGAAAGAACCAUUAAUUUAAGUUGGCUGAAUCUUCUGUAUUCUCAAAGACUGUUACGUGCCUUAUAUACUGUCUUAUCAACAUACAUUUUCUCUCUGUAUAUUUAUGACCAGAACAAAAUUGUUACAAGUUUGUUACUAUUCGACUAGUCCUAAAAAAGUUACUUUGUUUUAGACACUUUUGGACAGAACUAUGCUCUGAGCGAACAAUGUAAAAUUUGAUGAUUUCCGUCAAUGACUUUCGAAGUUUGCACUGGUAUCAACAUACAGACGGGUUUAUGGGAUGCAAAAUUAGUUACGGGGAAGGUGGUUUAUCCAUAGGGCUCUUCAAAUUGUGUAGUGUGAUAUGUGUCCUUUUUAAAUAACCUUGUAGAAGGUUAUUCUAUGAUGGCCUGAUCAAUGGUCUGACCUUGUCUGCUUCUGGUCCAGUUAAUGUGUUUAUAUACCAUGCAUAGUUCAUGAAAAGAAGACUACUGGCUACUUUGAAAGAGUAUUAUUUAUGAUGGUAGAGAGAUUGUAAACAAAUCAGUAGAUUUCAUUACUGAUGGCCCAGUGAGUAAUAAGACUGCCCACCCUUAUUGGGAGUACUUUUGCUUUGUUUUAAAUUUAAUAGACAGCAAUGUUCACUGUAAAAACUGGUUUUCAAUUAGCAUAAAGGAAUUAAUUUUACAUUUUAGAUAAGCUAACCACAGUAGCAAGUAAUACAGUAUUAGCUUUUGCAAAGAUUUCAAAUGUAAGGCUAUAAGAUGAACACAUGUAGAGUUUGGACUGGAGAAUGAUUCCCAAGAAGUGAGAAUGAGGGAACACUUCCCUAAGUAAGGCAAGGCUAAUCUCAAACCCAAAAUGAAACUGACCAGAUCAGAAUUCAAUGAAAUGCUCAAAUGUACCUUACCUCAUAAUUUAUACCAAGGAACUCUAGAUAAAUUAAUUACAGAAUAAAAGUUAUCCUAUUCAUCCCUCCAUGAGGUCUUGAUUAGGAAACAAUUUUUCUGGUCAUCUCUUCAGAGUCUUUAAUCUAUAAUUCAUUUAGAAAUGAUCACAGUGAAUAAUAUUAUGGGCUGAAACAGAAAGAAAUACGAUCAGUAUAUCCAAGCUGUUCUACAAAAUGUUUUAUGCACAAAAUUGAACUUGGUAAUUUCAGUAACAAUUUAUGGACUUCUGAUUGUAGAACCAGGCCUUGAACCCGUCAUAUCACCAUACCCAUAUUGUCCAGCCUCCAACAUACUCAUAAUAAUUGUGUGAAAUGCACAUGAAGUAUGAAUAUGAGGAAAUUCCAAAAGGCACAUUGCACCCGCCAUUUUAUAACAUAUCCUCAACAGUGCCACACCCACCUCAAAAAACACUUUGUAAUAUGAUAUAUGCCAAUCCUGCCUCUUAAUGAGCCGCCAGAAGUAUUUAGAAAUUAUGCCCUUUAAGACUAAAUGCAUACUUAGUUAGUGUUUAUUAAUAUAAUUGGUAAAGCCAAUUCACACCAACCUUGUAUAAAUUUAUGGCCUGUGUGUAAUUUUUUUGUAAAGUUUUGUUUGGUCUCUAAAAAAAAAAAAAAAAAAAAAAGGUAUAAAGCAGGAAAAGAUUAUUCUAAUAAACAAAAGCUGCUUCAUUAUUUUGUUUUGGGCCCAUUCCAUUUCUUAGCACAGUGAUACCCUGGUUUGACUCUCUGGCUCGUGUCGAUCUAUCACCUUGUUCAUACUUAAUUACCACUUCAUUAACCAGUGGUUAAAUAAUUGGAGCUGUUGACCAUCAAAAUGAGCCAAGACUAUAGUACACCUGCUUUAGCAUAUUGUGAUAUUUCCCCCCCUAUUUGUAAUGUUGGAUAAGGUCAGAACAAUUCUCAGAUGUUGAUGAAUCUUUUGGAUGGAUAAUUUUACCUCAGCAAUGCUUAAUUUUUAAGAUAGAAUGAACGUAUGCCUUUUUUGUUCUUGUUUAAUACAGAAACGUUAGUGUUCUUGAUAUGAAGAAUAAAUUUUGGCCGUGACAUAA
Pseudophryne corroboree (corroboree frog) is the source of this 4149-nucleotide messenger RNA. It is a transcript of the gene LHX2, whose product is annotated as LIM homeobox 2. Gene Ontology annotation, cellular component: nucleus. Bases 662 to 1951 code for a protein of 429 amino acids. The record is from RefSeq and is a predicted model, not a curated record. NCBI's taxonomy places the organism in Eukaryota, Metazoa, Chordata, Amphibia, Anura, Myobatrachidae. Gene Ontology annotation, biological process: neuron differentiation; regulation of transcription by RNA polymerase II. Gene Ontology annotation, molecular function: DNA-binding transcription factor activity, RNA polymerase II-specific; RNA polymerase II transcription regulatory region sequence-specific DNA binding. The transcript is spliced from 5 exons.